Molecule: messenger RNA, 2494 nt
Organism: Equus quagga
Lineage: Eukaryota; Metazoa; Chordata; Mammalia; Perissodactyla; Equidae
Gene: PALM3
Product: paralemmin 3
Exons: 7
Coding region: 122-2278 (718 amino acids)
Biological process (GO): regulation of cell shape; Toll signaling pathway; negative regulation of cytokine-mediated signaling pathway
Cellular component (GO): membrane
Source: RefSeq, a predicted model, not a curated record
CUCCCAGUGCCUGCCCCGCAGCCCCCCCUCCCUCCAGCCAAGUCACAGCCUCCAGGGCACCUUCAGAGGGCAGGUGGUGGGUCCUGAAGCCAGAGACCAGAUCGUGGGCUUCUGGGCAGCGAUGGCCCUGCAAAGCCAGGUGUGGUCUCCGGCCACACCCAUGCCCAUGGCCGAGAGCUCCCUCUACCGGCAGCGGCUAGAGGUCAUCGCCGAGAAGCGGCGGCUGCAGGAGGAGAUCCGCUCGGCGCGCCGCGAGCUGGAGGAGGAGAAACUCCGCGUGGAGCGGCUCAAGAGGAAGUCUCUCCGGGAGCGUUGGCUAAUGGAUGGGGCGGCUGAGGGGCCAGAGCGGCCGGAGGACCCCACCUCGCCGGACCCCCAGUCGCCGGAGGGCCAGGCUCAGGCCCAUAUCCAACACCUGGAAGACAGCUUGUUCACGCUCCAGUCCCAGCUACAGCUGCUGCAAAGUGCGUCCACAGGUGCCCAGCACAAGCCCUCGGGCAGGCCCACCUGGCGCAGACAGGGGCACCGUCCUCUCUCCCAGCCCCCGGUGGAGGCGAGCCCUGCAGGCUGCACUGACCUGGACAAGAGAGCCUCCCUCCCAGCCGGCCUGCCGGGCACAGCCCCAGAGUCCCCCUUGGAGCCUGGAGAUGAGGCAGUGAGGGCUGCGCCCGCCCUGAGGCCACUCCCCGGAGCCGCAGCAGCCUCCUCUGAAGCUAAUGGGCCCUGCAGCGGCCCCAGCCCCGCUCCAGAGCAGGAGGCGAGUCAGGGGCAGGGGGUGUCCCAGGGCCGGGCAGGCCAGGCCAAAGGAGGGGGCGUGGUGGAGGUGGUGUGGGAGGGGCUGAGGGCCACGGAGGACAGUGCCACGGGGGCCACGGGCCCCGAGCUGGAGGCCAAGGUGGAGGUGAUGGUGCUGGAGGCCAUCGCGGACAGGCAGGAGGCCAGCUGCCCGGAGCGCCCGUCCUGGGCGAAGGAGGACAGGGGUGUUGUGGAGGUGGUCUGGGAAGGGGUGGGGGGCACGGAGGGCAGUGAGUCAGAGGCCACGGGGGUGGUGGGCAGGGGCCCGGAAUCUGCCAGGCUCCAGGAGGGAGGAGAGGGAGUGGCUUCUGAAGAGGGAGGAGGGGCUCCCCUGGGCAGCCCUGACAGCGACGGGCAGGGGGGCUGUGGAGCAGAGGAGGCAUCCUUCAUCUGGGUGGAGAGGGUGACCCUCAGCGAGGAGUGGGAGGAGCUGGUGGUGGAGAGGCGGGAGGGGGGAGCUGAGGGUCCACCGGGGGUGGAGGGGGGGCGAGGGGAGGACACCUGGAAGGCAGAGGCGAGCCAGGCAGAGGGCUCUGUGGGUGCCAGUGAGAGAAAGGCAGGCGCAGAGCAGGAAAGAGCAGAGACGUCUCCAGUGGGAGAGAGGAAAGGCAGAUGGGAGUCCUUGGAGCUGGAGGGGAGAGGAGGCGAGGAGGAGCCGGGCGCAGACAGGGAAGGAGGUGAGGAGCCACUGUCAGCAGAAAGAAAGGAAGCUGAGGGGCCUCUGAGGGCAGAGAGGGGAAGAGGUGAGGAGCCCUCGGGAGGAGAGCAGAAAGGAGGUGAGGGAGAGCUGGAGGCAGGGGAGGAGGUGAAGGAGCCACUGGCAGUAGAACGACAAGGAAGCGAGGGAUCUUUGGGAGCAGAGAAGGAAAGAGGUGAGGAAAAGCUAGGGGCAGAGGAGGAGGCUGAGGGGCCAUUGGGAGCAGAGAAGGAAAGAGGUGAGGAAAAGCUAGGGGCGGAGGAGGAGGCUGAGGGGCCAUUGGGAGCAGAGCGGAAAGGAGCCGGAGAAACUCGAGGGGCGGCUGGAGGCCCACUGGGGACGGAGCGACGCGGAAGUGAGGGGUCUCGGAAGGAAGAGGAGCCACUGGAGGCAGAGAAGGCGCCAGGGGUCGAGGAGGGUCUGAGUCUAGAAGAGCAGAGAGAGCCCGGGGCAGGAGGGGAAGGCCAGGUGGAGGAGGCGGGCGCUCCCCCGGCGGCUGAGGAGGACGGCCCACAGCCCCUGGAGAAGCAGGAGGGCUCCUUGGAGGAGGAAACCGCAAGGCCCCAAACACCUGCGGAGGGCCGGGGACCCUCCGGGGACGCCACCCUGCUCCUGGCAGAGACCCCGGCUCCGGAGCAGCCCGCCGAGUGCCAGCCCCUGCUUCAGGCGGAAGGGCCCACCGCCCGCCCUGCGCCGGCCCGCACACCCGGGCCGCCUGCCCCUCUGGAGGCCGAAGAGGCAAGCGGCCCGAAGCAGAAGACGUGCCAGUGCUGUGCAGUCAUGUGAGCCUGCCCGCCAGCUGCCCUCACAGCUACCUCGGUGUCCUGGUGUCCAGCAGAGGGUCCCAGGGCAGACGGGGCACCGCAGGACUGGCCUGGCCCCUGGGAGCCUGCCAGCCCACACGUCACCUCCACCUGAGCUUCAGGAGAACUCGCGGCCGCCUGUGGCCCUGGCCCCUCUGUGAUGGAGCCUUUAUACUUGAAAAUAAAAUGUCAGAGCAUU